UAAUUAUUUUUAACGACAAAAUGUACCGAUUUUACUUUGAAUUUGCAUUGAUUUGUCAAAUUUGAUUGAUACCUGUCAAUAACUCGAGUAAUUCUAUACUUUAUAACUGGCAACAUUGAGCGGACGUGACCGGUUGAUAUUUUAAAAAUGGCGGAACGAUUGGUUGGCGUCAGCGAGAUAUCACGCGAUGUCGCCCACCAAUCACGAAGCCGGGUUUUCCCGCCAUAUUGUAAGCGGUUGAAGGGGAGCGAUGGGCUCAACGAUUCAUUCGGUCGUGAUCGCUCGAUGACUUAACCAGUCGACGAAUUUAAACUAGAGAAAAAGAAAUUAUAUAAUUAUUUUAGAAAUUAUUCACUAAGUAUAACCCAGUGUGAUAUAUCUAAAUUCAAGUAUAACAGUGUAAUCAUAGUCCAAAUUCAAGUAUAACAGUGUAAUCAUAAUCGAGUGGUUUUAAUAAACAUUCAUUGUUAAGCUGUUCGGAGUUUCCUUUGGAAUCUGGUGCCUUCUUCGUGUGCUAUUUCAUAUUUCAGAAGUGACAAGAACAAUUGCAACAGUAUGUCCGAGCCUCCCGACCCUCGACGAAAGCUUCUAACUCCAAGGCGAAGACAUGCACACACGGACACAAGCCGGAGCCGUAGUCGCCUGCGAAGCCGAAGCCGUAGCCGUUCCCGGUCGGGUCGGGACGUUGAGCUGGGACGCGAGCGACUACGGAUGCUGGAAGCAGAAGUACGACGCGAACGCAACCGCGUGCGCGCUGCUGAAGACCUACGUGAACCGCCGCGGCGCGCCAGCCCACGUCGAGCAGCCAGUCCUCAUCGAAACCCCUCCACCUCCGCGUCAGCAAGGGGCCGGGACGAGGAGCAUCGAGCUGAGCGUGGAUCACGGCAGCCUAACACCGAAGAACGGAUUAUCAGGUCACGUAGCCCUUCUUUUUCUAAGAGUGAUUUAA
This is a messenger RNA of Leguminivora glycinivorella, 949 nucleotides long. RefSeq lists its product as uncharacterized. The transcript has 2 exons. The record is from RefSeq and is a predicted model, not a curated record. Lineage: Eukaryota; Metazoa; Arthropoda; Insecta; Lepidoptera; Tortricidae. The coding region runs from base 608 to 949 and encodes 113 amino acids.